Glycine soja is the source of this 1977-nucleotide messenger RNA. RefSeq names its product aluminum-activated malate transporter 14-like. The record is from RefSeq and is a predicted model, not a curated record. Bases 190 to 1809 code for a protein of 539 amino acids. Gene Ontology annotation, biological process: malate transport. Gene Ontology annotation, cellular component: plant-type vacuole membrane. NCBI's taxonomy places the organism in Eukaryota, Viridiplantae, Streptophyta, Magnoliopsida, Fabales, Fabaceae. The transcript is spliced from 6 exons.
GUUCUCAUCAUUCAUCAACAUACAUAUAGAGUCCUCAGUUCUCAUGAAAUAUAAAAAAUAGCCAUUCCUUUCUAUUUUCUCAUUUGUUGUGGCAACAUGCUUUUGGACUGAAACAGGAAACACCAAUUGAUUAUUAGCCUCUUAAAGUGUUGCAUUUGCAUUGCCAUCUUCUUUGCUCUUCAUUAAGAAAUGAUUCCUAAAGUUCAUGCAGGCCCGGAAAUGGCAAUGGCUAGCAAUGAGAGUAGAAGAAUGGUCACUGGGAAUUUGAUGAAACGUGUGCUUGCUUUGGGUGACAAGUUGAGGGUGUUUCUUAGUUUGGCUUGGGAGAGUGUGUGGAAGAUGGGGCGUGAUGAUCCAAGAAGGGUCAUCUAUGCAUUCAAAGUGGGUUUCUCUCUUACUCUUGUGUCUUUGCUUUAUCUCUUGGAGCCAUUCUUCAAAGGCCUUGGAGAGAAUGUUAUUUGGGCUGUCAUGACCGUCGUGGUAGUGUUCCAGUUCACCGCAGGGGCAACUUUAUGCAAAGGGCUUAACAGAGGAUUUGGAACACUAUCAGCAGGAUUACUAGCAUUUCUUAUAAAGUAUUUUUCAAGUGGAUGUGGCCACGUCUUUCAUGCUCUUGUCAUUGGAGCUACAGUUUUUAUAAUAGGUGCUUCAUCCAGUUACAUGAGGUUCUUUCCCUGCAUAAAGAAGAAUUAUGAUUAUGGUGUCAAUAUAUUUCUGUUGACCUACAACUUGGUAGCUGUUUCCGGUUACCGGAUUGAUAAUGUCUUCAAGAUGGCGCAUGAGCGUUUCUCCAAUAUAGCCAUAGGCGUUGCCAUAUGCCUUCUGAUGAGUCUAUUGGUAUUUCCAAAUUGGUCAGGGGAAGCUCUUCACAAUUCCACAGCUUCCAAGCUUGAAGGCCUUGCCAAAUCUUUAGAAGCUUGUGUCAACGAAUAUUUUUAUGGAGAAAUGGAAACUUCUGGUGACAAAAAAUCAUCUGAGGAUAUAUAUGAAGGUUAUAAGGCUGUUUUGGAUUCGAAAUCUACGGAUGAAACACAGGCAUUACAUGCAAGUUGGGAGCCAAGGCAUUUAUGUCGCAAAUUUCCAUGGCAGCAGUAUGUAAAAGUUGGAACUGUUAUUCGUCAAUUUGGAUAUACUGUUGUAUCCCUACAUGGCUGUUUGAAAACAGAAAUUCAGACACCACAAUUUGUUCGAGUCCUAUUCAAGAACCAUUGCACAAGACUUGCCAAAGAGGUAUCAAAAGUGCUGAUAGAACUUGCCAAUAGCAUAAGGAACCGUCGUCAUUGCUCCCAAGAAAUCCUCUCUGACAAUCUCAAAGAAGCCCUGUUGGAUCUCAACACUGCCAUAAAAUCUCAGCCUAGACUCUUCUUAGGCUCCAAUGACUACCAAGACAACAACAUGCCGGUCAUACCUGGAUCACAAGAAGCAGGGAAGAAGACAAACGAUGCAAAUGGUGUUAAAACGGACUCUUUGGCAUUGCAAGAGUGCAAAACCAAAAGGGCAUGCACAGAACAAGAACCACCAAAGGAAUUAGCAGAACGAAAGGUGUUAAUAAGACCCCAGUUGACUAAAAUCGUGAUCACUAGUCUUGAGUUCUCUGAAGCCUUGCCUUUUGCUGCAUUUGCAUCUUUGCUUGUGGAGACUGUGGUAAAACUGGACUCUGUUAUUGAGGAAGUUGAAGAACUUGGAAGGUUAGCAUGCUUCAAAGAAUACAUAACCGAUGACAAGAUUAUUGUGAGUUGUGAGACACCACAAGUUGAUGUGUUAAAGGACCAUGAUAAACCUUCUCGGGAUGGCUAUGACUAUGAGUAAUGACAUGAGAGACUCAAGAUGUGUGAAUGCGUUCGUGCCAAAGUGCACGUGUGUACAUGUAUGUUUAAUUAUAGAAACCUAUGCUUAUCUUUUUUUAUUAUUAUUACUACACACAAGUUCCACUUCCUGGUGUGAUUGAAUAAAACGUGACUGAGUUGUGAUUGAGCC